AUAGCCUGACUGCUUUCUGUUUGUUGCGCGACGCAUGGGGAGCCGAAUAUAUCUUUUUGUCCUGUCGUCCCAGCCAUAACUUGUAAACGCUUACUGGAGAAAGUUGCAAUUGCAUCGGGAAUGGCGUCGAAUGAGCUCGUGGACAGGGCAGCGUCUUCGGCAAGAGCUGGCCCGCGCGUAGUGGUCAUGCGGCGUGAACCGAUUCCCAUGGACCUUUUGGUCGUAAAAGAGGACGUCAGCAAGCUACCUCGGGGUGUCGUGCAAACACCCCAGCAAUUAAAGGAGGCGCGUCGGGAUAUAAAUUGGGCCAGCCACCGAGAGCAUAUAUUUGCGGCAUGUGCAGCUGGGAUACACCUGGCGUCGUUCGCCUUCAACCUCGCAUUCUGGGGCUUCGAAGGAAUGCCCCCCGAUCGUUACUGGCCCAACAGCCCAAGGCUGCGGUUGGGCAUCCGGCCCGGGCGGUACGGCAACCUGGACGGGGCGCAGCGCAUUUUCAUGGACAACCUGGCACGCGUGGAGGGCAUCCGGGAGUAGCGGCUGCUCGGAGAAAUGUGCGACAUGCAUGAGCUGUACGACACGUAGGUUUUGUAGAAGCCAGGAAACGAUGGGGGCAAACGUACCGGUAAUGGUUCAAAUGGCAAAGGUGUAUGGGGCUGUAAAGGCUACCGGAAGUAGGGGGGAGGAAAGGACAAGUAGAUUUGUGUUGCUCAGUUCUUAAGGGUAAUACCACUUAUAUGCCCUCCACAUGGUGGCUAGGGUCCAGAGCCUGUCCAGAGCCAAGCAUGCAGGCAGGCCGCCUGGUGGGGUGGUCGGCUGCAGGUGCGCAAAAGAGGGGCGUGAGCUUGUGGCGUGAUUGAGCGAGUGUGCACGGAAGCAGCGAAGUGCAGCAAUUCCGUUGCAGAGGGGGCAAAAAAGAAAUUCCAAAGUGUGGUAUGAUAAUUUGCAGAGGGGGCAGGCAGUUGGGGCGUUAGGCAACGACAGGCGCGGGGUCUAACUGCAGCGUCGCUGGAUGUGGACGGAGGCAUGUGGACGGAGCAAGCGCGCCUUGAGGUGGCGAUUGGGGGUGAUGAGGGCAGUACAGCCCGGCCCCCAUGUUGCCAGAUGCAGGAGGGCAUCGCGCCGGUUUGGUUGACCUGAGGUGGGGUAGUCAACCAUGGUCCGGAGAUGAGAACGAGGAGGAGACGUGCGGCUAGGUUGCGGUCAAGCGGACAUAGGGGAGGUGGUGCCUGCUGCGAGGCAUUGAGGUGGCCGUGGCCUUUAAGUAGGCAGUACAACCCGGAAGUGUGCGAGGAGUGCGAUGUGCGGUACAAUGUUGUGGGCAUUCAUGUCUGGCUUUGUUGGCUUCUAGGG
Messenger RNA from Astrephomene gubernaculifera, 1350 nucleotides. The record is from the annotation of a GenBank genome assembly. Lineage: Eukaryota; Viridiplantae; Chlorophyta; Chlorophyceae; Chlamydomonadales; Astrephomenaceae.